Molecule: messenger RNA, 1566 nt
Organism: Micromonas commoda
Lineage: Eukaryota; Viridiplantae; Chlorophyta; Mamiellophyceae; Mamiellales; Mamiellaceae
Exons: 1
Coding region: 1-1566 (521 amino acids)
Biological process (GO): ribosome biogenesis; endonucleolytic cleavage of tricistronic rRNA transcript (SSU-rRNA, 5.8S rRNA, LSU-rRNA)
Cellular component (GO): nucleolus
Molecular function (GO): RNA endonuclease activity
Source: RefSeq, a predicted model, not a curated record
AUGCCCACCAACUACGUGAACUUCAAGGGCGCAGCGGACUUCCGCAUGCGCCUGAUAUGCGCAACUCUGGGCAGCCGUGCGCUCAGGUGCGUCCCGGCCGCCCCUCGCCGUCACCGCCCCUUCGUCGCGCGCCAGUCCCGGACAUCUGAUGAGAAGGCGCCUCGCCGCCGCCGCCGCCGUCACCUAACCGUCGCCCGUUCCCUCCCCGCGACACCCCGCAGGAUCGACGACAUCCGGGUCAACGACCAGAACCCCGGCGUGAGGGACUACGAGGCAUCGCUGCUUCGCCUGCUGGACAAGCUGACGAACGGCAUGAAGGUUGAGAUCAACGAGACGGGCACCACGCUCAAGUACAAGCCCGGCAUCGUGACGGGAGGCAGGCGCAUCUCGCACGACUGCGGCACCGCGCGCGCGAUCGGAUACUUCCUCGAGGUGGUGAUUCCGAUCUGCCUCUUCGCGAAGAAACCGGUUGACCUCACCCUGACCGGCAUAACCAACGACGAGACGGACGUCUCCGUCGACACCAUCCGCACCGUCACGCUGCCGAUGAUCAAGCGCCAGUUCGGCGUCGACGACGGGCUCGCGCUGACCAUCGUCAAGAGGGGGGUCGCGCCGGGAGGCGGCGGCGAAAUCAACAUCAAGCUCCCCAUCGCGAAGGAGCUCAAGAACGUCGACUGGACCGACGAGGGUAUGGUGAAGAGGGUGCGCGGGGUGGCGUUCACGCUGCGAGUCUCGCCGCAGACGGGGAAUCGCCUCGUGGAUGCGUCGCGAGGCGUGCUCAACGAUUUCCUCCCCGACGUGUACAUCUUCACGGACCACCACCCGGGCGAUGCGAAGAACGGGCAGCGAAACAAGACGUCCCCGGGGUUCGGGCUUAGCCUAGUGGCCGAGACCACGACCGGGUGCCUUCUCAGCGUCGACUGCGCGAGCACCUCUGGAUCUGCGGCAAAGGAGGCCGGUCACUCGAUUUUCCAAGUUGACGAGAACAGUGGCAGCAGCAGCGACGAGGAUAGCGAUGACUAUAGCCAGGAGUCGGGUAGCGACGAUAGCGACCAGGAGGAGGAGGAUGACGAGGGCAGCGACGAGGACGAGGAAAUGGAGGAGGAAGAUGACGACGAGGAGAAGGAUGAGGAGGAAAUGGACAGCGACGAGGAUGAUCCGGCGGCUGCGGAGGAGGCGGAGAGGGAGCGUAGACGCGAAGAGAAGGAAAAGAGGAGGGAGCACAGGGUCGAGUUUAAGGCCCGGAUGGAGCGUGCCAAGGGCGGUGUGAUGGUCCCCGAGGACCUGGGUAAGACGAUCACGGAGGCGCUGGUCGCGGAGAUUGCCCGGGGAGGCGUGUGCGACAGCACGCACCAGCCGCUUGUGCUGCUCCUCAUGGCCAUCGGGCCUGACAUGCUCACCAAAGCCCGGCUCGGACCGCUCACGCCGAGGGCGAUCCAGACGCUGCGGAUCAUCAGGGCUGUCCUGGGGGUGACUUUCAACCUCGAGGAGCAGCCGCAGACCGGCACGGUGAUGUGCAUGACGGUCGGCGCUGGUAUCAAGAACAUCGCUCGCAGGGCAACCUAG